This is a messenger RNA of Moneuplotes crassus, 1320 nucleotides long. The record is from the annotation of a GenBank genome assembly. Lineage: Eukaryota; Ciliophora; Spirotrichea; Euplotida; Euplotidae.
UAUAUAUGCCAGGAGUUGAUAAGAAGAAACUUAAAGCUGCCUUCAGAGAGAGUUCCAUUUUUAACAAGAAGUAUGCAGGGGUCCUUGGAGUAGAGAAAAGGAUCAUGAUGAAAGAGAGUAUCCGGAGGAAUAGACUUACUAGUGAGCAGAGGUACAAGAUGAUGACUCCCAUGGCAAAUCCUCAGAGUUCAUUUUUUAAACUAUUCGGGUAUUCAAACAAUGAGAAUAAACUAUCACCUGACCAGUUGAAUAGGACUACUUAUAUCGAGAUUUUUAGUUCUAAUAAGAGUUCGAUGAAGAAGAACCUGAAUUACAUUAAUUAUUCAAAAGGAGAGCAUGACAUAAUAACGAACAAGAGGUUAUCAUCAGCGUAUAGCUCAUUUAGGAGUGAUCUCCAUAAAUAUGAAAUUGAUAAGCCUGAGUUUGGAAAGUCUUAUAAAAAACUAAGAAACAGGUCACCUCCAGGGAUGAACUUGCCAAAGAAGCAUAUAAUGAAGAAUAUUAGACAUAUUAAGAAUUUAUCUAAUUUAACUAAAUUGAAGAAACUAAGUCAUGAUGAAGAGAUUGCUCCUAACGGAUUUAGAGUGCAUUCAAAGGAUAAAUCCAACUUUGUUAUCUUUAAGAGGAGAAGUAAAGUUGGAACAAGGAGAUUUAAUGAGUUUGACAGCCAACCAAGAGUAAAUACUACUCCUCAGAACAAGGAAGCCUUUGCUUUUACAAGAAUGGAUCCAGUUUUUACCAAAGAUGAGUCUAUUAUAUUCAACUUCAUCGAGGAGAAACUAGCUUCAGCAUUAUCUGAGGAUCCUGAGGAGGAGAAAUAAAGUGUUAAUGAGACUAGAUUGCUUGAAAAGAUUUUAUAACUCGAAAAUUUCGAAAAUUAGCCUACAAAUAAGAAUUAAAAUGAUCCAAGAUUUAGUGCACACAUUCACUUUACUUAAAUCAAAACACAAGCCAGGAUCCCUUGAACGUACUCAAAAAUUUGAGAAAUGAGAGACAAAAGUAACUCAGUUGAGUAAAUCAUUUGUGAGAGAGCCUGAGAAUAAGCUAACAGAUCACCAAAAGCAGCUAUUAAAGCUGUUUGAGAAUGAAAACAAAGAAGAAAUUGAAAAGGUUCUUACCUCAAUUCUAGGUCGACAGUACAAGCAAAAGAUACAGAACACUCAAAAAGAAGAUAAGAAAUCACAUAAAAGGAGGACUUCAGCAAUGAUCAUUGCUAAACUUGAGAAUCAGCUUUCUAAAGAAAAGAAAUUGCAAAAAGAUCAUGAAGAUGAAAUCUCAACAUUGAAACAGAGAAUUGAGAGACAAAGUGAGAGGAAAUAA